Zingiber officinale is the source of this 672-nucleotide messenger RNA. Its product is annotated as homeobox-leucine zipper protein HOX15-like. The record is from RefSeq and is a predicted model, not a curated record. Gene Ontology annotation, biological process: regulation of DNA-templated transcription. The transcript has 2 exons. NCBI's taxonomy places the organism in Eukaryota, Viridiplantae, Streptophyta, Magnoliopsida, Zingiberales, Zingiberaceae. Gene Ontology annotation, molecular function: DNA-binding transcription factor activity, RNA polymerase II-specific; sequence-specific DNA binding. The coding region runs from base 34 to 561 and encodes 175 amino acids.
UCCUCGUCCUCCCCUGUUUCAGUUCAUCAGUUCAUGGAAGGGGAAGAAGAAUGCGACACCAGGCUUGCCCUCGGAAUUGGCACCAGAAUUAACCCUACUGCCACGCUUCAUUUCGAUGCUCUGUUUCCGGUUCAGUUAAAGGAAGAAGAUGACGAAGAAGAAGUCGUCGUCAGUACUGGAAAAGCAGCCAGCGACUGCAGCAGCGAGAGGAAGAAGAAGAAGCUCAAGCUCACGACGGAGCAAGUCCUGCUGCUCGAGGAAAGCUUCGGCGAGCGCAGCACUCUCGAUACGGAACAAAAGCAGGAUCUGGCCGAGCGGCUCUGCAUCCGGCCGCGGCAAGUGGAGGUGUGGUUCCAGAACAGGCGAGCGAGGACGAAGACGAGGCAGAUGGAGGCGCAGCACGAGCACCUGAAGCGGCGCUGCGAGAGGCUGGACGAGGAGAACCGGAGGCUGAAGAAGGAGCUGGUGCAGCUGGUGAAGGCGACGGCGAUGACCGCGCCGGUGCUCUGCCCUUCCUGUGAGAGGACGGCCGGCGCCGGGAUUCGCCACCGGCGAACGUAACUGAUCACGAUCGUGUAAAUUAUACAAUAUUAUACAAGAUUAUUUUUUUGUUCGAAUUCUUCAUCAGAAGUGCAUGAGCAAUAAAAUCACGGCGUUGAUCGGUUGAAUUUC